This is a messenger RNA of Eutrema salsugineum, 642 nucleotides long. RefSeq lists its product as uncharacterized. Lineage: Eukaryota; Viridiplantae; Streptophyta; Magnoliopsida; Brassicales; Brassicaceae. The coding region runs from base 1 to 642 and encodes 213 amino acids. The record is from RefSeq and is a predicted model, not a curated record. The transcript has a single exon.
AUGACUUCCCAAACCAAUACCUACUUAACGCCACCGUCCUCCGCCACUCCUCGUGGGUGGUGGUCACGACCAAUAGUGACUGUGCCGGCAAGUAAUGAUCGUGAAGCCACUUUCAAGGAAUCUGCAGCUCAGGCGACACCAUAUUGUGCCGGCUUUUUAACCUUUUUCGUCCCAUGCUUCAUCCUUUUAUCCAUCGACAAUGUUCAAUUCCAUGCCAAAAUCUCCAUCCAAUCCAUCUCCGCAUCCUCCGCCACGUGGCAGAUCGAUUUCCUCAUGCAAAAACCGAGCUCGAGGUAUUCAAUCUACUACGACGUCGAUGAUACUACCGUGAAUCUCGGUCCUCUAAACGCCGCCGUUUUAAACGUCACUCGUAAACGUGAUUCUAGAGAUCACACGGCUUUCUCGUUGGCUUUCCUUGCUGAGGAAGGUAAUAGAAGCGACGUCGUUUCAGAGGAGCUUGACAUCAACCUCAGGGCGAAGCAUAAGCGUUACAUAGCUGAUAAUGAUGAAGCUGGACACUUCAAUAUACGAUGCCAAAAUCUGACCCGAAGCCGUGAGAAGAUUACUUGUCAAUCCUCUUUUACACGUUUGAAGAUCUUGUUUUUAACAUAUGAUAGAACAAAAGGGUUUGAAUUAAAUUAG